AUGCAUAUCACUAUCGUCCAAAAUUUUAUUGAGAGCGGCUACAUCAGCGACGAGCAAGAAAUCUACCUCCACUGGAUGUUCGCCAUACUUUUCAUGGUCGUCGCCAUCUUCGGCGUCCUUAGCAACGCAGUAAACAUUCGCACCUUCGUUACUAUGGGAGUCGAGGACGGCGUCACCGUGUCUUUUCUCGUCCUGUCCGUGUCGGACCUCGUCUUCGUGCUGGCCACGAUCAGCAUGGGGAUUUUAACGGCGUUUUGGGCUCUCGAGAUGGACACCCACUACCACACCUGGUUUACUGUCGACCCGUUUGGCGCCUACAUCCUAUCAGCGAACGUCAGUUUUCUCCUCUACGUCAUGACGAUGCUGACCACCAUGUUUUUGGCCAUAGCCCGUUCAAUGUGCGUGGCUAAACCGCUCCAUUUUAAAAACUCGUUCACGAUGAAGCGUACGCUGUGUAUCCUUUUAUCAUUCGCCGUGUUCACAGUGUUGAGUUAUCUCCCUGUUCUUGUUAACAUGGGGAUGAGUUCAGAGUUCGAUGCCAGAGUUAACUCCAGUAGAGACUUACUCUGGAUCACACCUGAAAGGGAGAAAAUCAAGGUCAUAGUUUGGACUAUACGAGACUCACUACUCUCCGUCGUCUCUCAAUUUGUUCUGAUAUCUUGCGUCGCGAUCAUGUCGUAUAACUUAAGAAAAUCCUUGGAGUUUCGACGCAAAGCGAUGCUGCCUGAUACAAACACACAGCCAAAUAAAAACAGGAAAACAAAAAGAUUCUCCGGACAAUUCAAAGGGAAAGACUUGCAGAUUAUCCAACAAGUUACCUUUGUUUCAAUCCUGUACAUCUUCUGCAACUUCCCGAAAAUUCUGGUCAACAUUUCCCAGUUCUCGGUGCCGGAACUGACCAUCGGGAAGCGGUACCAGAACAUCAGCUACAACAUCGUCAACACCAUGACCUUCUCACAGCUCGUCAACUGCAGCCUCAAUUUUCUCGUCUACUACAAGUUCAAUUCUAAAUUUAGAAGCUGCUGUGUGGUUAACCACAAAUGA
Physella acuta is the source of this 1044-nucleotide messenger RNA. RefSeq lists its product as uncharacterized. Lineage: Eukaryota; Metazoa; Mollusca; Gastropoda; Physidae. The record is from RefSeq and is a predicted model, not a curated record. Gene Ontology annotation, cellular component: membrane. Gene Ontology annotation, biological process: G protein-coupled receptor signaling pathway. Gene Ontology annotation, molecular function: G protein-coupled receptor activity.